Messenger RNA from Solanum stenotomum, 393 nucleotides. Its product is annotated as egg cell-secreted protein 1.2-like. Bases 1 to 393 code for a protein of 130 amino acids. The transcript has a single exon. The record is from RefSeq and is a predicted model, not a curated record. Gene Ontology annotation, biological process: double fertilization forming a zygote and endosperm. Lineage: Eukaryota; Viridiplantae; Streptophyta; Magnoliopsida; Solanales; Solanaceae.
AUGGCACCUUUCAAACUUUCACUAAUACUACUUGUUUCAUGGCUUCUAACAACUACUACUAUAGCAACCAACAUGUCCAAAAUUAAACCUGGCCAAGAUAUUGCUGCUAGACUUCAAGUACUAGAAGGUGGAGACGGAGGAGGAGAAGCUACCAUGCCAGUAUGUUGGAACGCGUUAUUUGAGUUGAAAUCAUGCACGAAUGAGAUCAUACUCUUCUUCUUCAAUGGUGAAUCUUAUUUAGGGAAAGAUUGUUGUAGAGCUAUAAGAACUAUAACUUAUAAUUGUUGGCCUUCUAUGCUAAGUUCCGUUGGUUUUACUGCUGAAGAAGUUGAUAUUCUUCGUGGUUAUUGUGGCACCCCUUCACCUGAAUCUGCUGUAGAGUUUAAUGUCUAA